This is a messenger RNA of Stylophora pistillata, 1083 nucleotides long. RefSeq names its product hemolysin C-like. Lineage: Eukaryota; Metazoa; Cnidaria; Anthozoa; Scleractinia; Pocilloporidae. The record is from RefSeq and is a predicted model, not a curated record.
AUGGCCUCCGGUAAUAUUACUCUUACUGUUCAGAAAGAUUCAAAUGCCUGGGAGGCUCUUCAGGAAGAAUUGACACAGCUUUUUAAGCAUUUAGCACAGAAAACCAAGAAUAUUUUACCUUUUCCUGUUAAAGGGCAGUGGCAUGUUGACGUAUUAUUAAGUGAUAGCGAGAUUGUUUGCGCCUUAAAUCAUCAAUAUAGAGGGAAAAAUAAACCAACAAAUGUUCUCUCUUUUCCACAGACAGCAGGAAUAGAGACCCUAACGAAUUCGUCACAAACAUGUCUUUUGGGAGAUAUUGUUUUGUGCUGGGGGGUUAUUAAUGCUGAAGCCUUGGAGCAAAAAAAGACAAUUAUUCAUCAUGUUGCCCAUUUAUUUGUACACGGCCUUCUUCAUCUGUUAGGAUUUGAUCAUGAGGGUGAAAAAGAUGCAGAGUCACCGGCUCGAGAUGCUCUUGAGGAGCUUAUUGAAGAAGAUGAAGCUUCGAUUGAUCCAGAAGAGCGCCUUUUGCUGGGUAAUAUUUUAGAUCUUCGAGAUCAAAAUGCUUCCGAUGUGAUUAUCCCCAGGGGUGACUUAAAAGCGAUUUCAAUGGAGGCAACAUUUGAAGAAAUUGCUUCUGUUGUUUCCGCGUCUCCUUUUACACGGAUCCUUGUUUAUAAAGGGACACUCGAUACAAUUGUGGGGUUUGUGCACAUCAAAGAAAUUCUCAAGUUUGCAUCAGAUUUUUCUCGUUUUGAUUUGAAAUCAAUUCUUCAACGCAUUUUAUUUGUUUCUCCUUCAAUGCCUUUGUUGGAUUUGCUUCUUCAAAUGCGCAUGACAAAAAUACCUCUUGCUGUUGUUGUUGAUGAAUAUGGUGCAACGGACGGUUUGGUUGCUGCAUGGGACAUUAUUCGAGAAAUUCUAGGCGACAUCGGAGAUAUUCAUGAUAUGGAAUCUGCGCCUCAGAUGACGCGUAUUUCAGAUAGUUCAGUUUUGGUUGAUGGUCGUUUGGACCUUGAGGAUUUAGAAGACGCUUUGGGUCCUUUCCGUACAGAAGAAGAUAGAAAUGAGGAUGUCGAAACUGUUGGGGGAUUUUUCUAUAUUUAG